This is a messenger RNA of Oncorhynchus mykiss (rainbow trout), 3014 nucleotides long. It is a transcript of the gene ddx10, whose product is annotated as DEAD-box helicase 10. The record is from RefSeq and is a predicted model, not a curated record. Gene Ontology annotation, molecular function: nucleic acid binding; ATP binding; RNA helicase activity. NCBI's taxonomy places the organism in Eukaryota, Metazoa, Chordata, Actinopteri, Salmoniformes, Salmonidae.
UGUGGAAAUUUCCGGGUUGCGUUGACGUCAUAUUUAUGCGUCUACAUGCUUGUGCGCCAGCGUUUACAUGCGGUUUAGCUGAAUCACCAAAUAUUUAUUUUUAAAACAUUCUUGAAUUGGUUUAUUUAACCAUGGAGAAGGGCAAACGACCAAACGUGUCCCUCAAUAAAAAAACAAGAAAGAAAAACCCAACCGACACUAUUGAUCCGGUGAAGAACUUCGAGCGAUGGAAGAAGAAAUACAACAAGACGAAAACACGAGUUAAACAAGAGAAAAGACAGAAAAGGAGACCUGAAUGGCAGGUGGAGAAAGAAGCUAUUCAAAGGCUUGUCAACAAAUAUAACGAGAUAAAUGCCAAGGAUGCUGAGAGGUUUUCAGAUUUCCCCAUCUCAAAGAAUACCCUGCGAGGUCUGAUGGAAGCACAGUAUCGUCAGCCCACAGAAAUACAGAGACAGACCAUUGGCUUUGCGUUGCAAGGUAAAGAUGUUCUGGGUGCUGCAAAGACGGGCUCUGGAAAAACACUGGCCUUUCUCAUUCCUGUUUUGGAGUGUUUGUAUCGUCAGCAGUGGACAGCCAUGGAUGGCCUGGGGGCCCUCAUCAUCUCCCCGACACGAGAGCUGGCCUAUCAGACCUUCGAAGUACUCCGUAAAGUGGGCAAGAACCACGAGUUCUCUGCCGGCCUCAUCAUUGGCGGAAAGGACCUGAAAAAUGAGUCUGAGAAGAUCCACCGCACCAACAUCAUCAUCUGCACGCCAGGACGCCUGCUCCAGCACAUGGACGAGACUGCUGCGUUCCAUGCCUCCGAUCUGCACAUGCUAGUUUUGGAUGAGGCGGAUCGUAUCCUGGACAUGGGUUUUGCCGACACUAUCAACGCCAUAGUGGAGAACCUCCCCAAGACCCGUCAGACACUGCUGUUCUCAGCCACACAGACCAAGUCAGUGAAAGACCUGGCCCGCCUCAGCCUCAAAGACCCAGAGUACGUCUGGGUGCACGAGAAGGCCAAGUUCAGCACGCCGGCCACGCUGGAGCAGAACUACGUGGUGUGUGAGCUGCACCAGAAAGUCAACAUGCUCUUCUCCUUCAUCAGGAGCCACCUGCAGAAGAAAGUCAUUGUCUUCUUUGCCUGUUGCAAAGAGGUGCAAUACCUGUUCCGGGUGUUCUGUCGGCUGCGUCCGGGCAUGCCCAUCCUGGCCCUGCAUGGGAAGCAACAGCAGAUGAAGAGGGUGGAGGUCUACAAUGACUUCAUCAAGAAGAAGAAUGCUGUGCUCUUCGCCACAGACAUUGCAGCCAGAGGCCUAGACUUCCCUGCCGUGAACUGGGUGUUGCAGUUUGACUGUCCAGAGGAUGCCAACACAUACAUCCACAGAGUGGGACGAACCGCCAGGUAUAAGGAGGGAGGAGAGGCUCUGCUUGUCCUGCUGCCCUCAGAAGAGAAGGACAUGGUAUCUCAGCUCCAGGAGAAGAAAGUCCCCAUCAACAGAAUUCAGGUGAACCCAGAGAAGCUGACGAGCGUGCAGCAGAAGCUGGAGGCUUUCCUGGCCCAGGAGAAGGAACAGAAGGAGCGAGCUCAGAGGUGUUUCGUCUCCUACCUGCGCUCCGUCUACCUCAUGAAAAACAAAGACGUCUUUGAUGUGUUCCAGCUCAAGCUCCAGGAGUAUGCAGCUUCUCUGGGCCUCGCUGUUGCUCCAAGGGUGCGUUUUCUCAACAAAGUCCAGAAGCAGAGAGCAGACCCUGGACAGAGUGGCGGGCUGGGAGAUGUGGCCCCGCAUGAGGAGGAGAAGGAACUAAAGAGCUUCAAGGCUCAGCUCAGAGGAGACGGGCUCAAGUCCGAAGCUCAAGAAUCCCAAAGCUCAGAUGAGGAAGAUGAUGAGGAGGAGGAUGAGGAAAAGGUACAGCCCGGUCCUAAGGGUCUCAUCUUCGGGGAAGAUGAAACCGAGGAGGAUGAAGAUAUGAGGGACUUGGACCUGCUCACAGUGAAGAGAAAAGAUGUCUUCAGUCUGGAGGAAGUUGACCAGGAUGAUGAGGAAACUGACAGUAACACCAUUAAGAAAACAGAAAAAGAGACCAAGUUCAAAGAGGCCAAGAAAGUCCUGAAGAGAAACUUCCAAGUCAACACCAAAUUAGUCUUCACUGAAGAGGGACAGAUGGUGCAGCAGUGGCCCCCGCUCCAGAGGACGGCCGUGCCAGCCACAGAGGGGGAGGAGGAUGACUGCACGUCGGGCAUCAAUGUGGAGGAGGCCAGAGAGAGGCUGCGCCGAGAGGACCAGGAGUUUGACAAGCUGGAGUACAGGCGUAAAGUCAAAGAGAAACACAGGGAGAAGAGACUGAAGGAAAACGCUGCCAGAAGAGAAGCCAGCAAGCAGUACGCUGAGGAGCAGAAGUCCGGUGAGGAGGAUGAAGAGGAGGUGGUAGCGUACCUGGGCGGUUCUGAUGGAGAAGAGUUUGACCCCAGCACACUGCCCGACCCGGACAAACUACACUACGACUCAGAGGAAGAAGAUGACCAGAUCAGCCCUGCUGCUGGGACGAGGAAGCGCAUCCACAGUGACCACAUCGAUGACUCGGGUGAAGAAGAAGAAGAAGAAGAAGAAGAAGAAGAAGAAGAGGAGGAGGCGGCAGCGGGGAGCAGGAAGAGACCCAGGCAACAAGCAACCGCCAAGCCCCUGGACACCGGCCUCUCUCUGGCCGAGGACGAAGCACUGGUCCUGCAUCUGCUGGGGAACCGGAGCUAGGGCUAACAAAUUACCCAACACUGUCUUAUGGCGGAUCCUCUCCAAUGUCUUGUCAUAAUUUGGGGAUGUUCCCCAAUAUUUUGGGAACAUAAAACAAAUAAAGUGUAUGUUAGUUACAAGUGACCUGUUAUUGUUUUACUGUGAUUACGUGUGCUUGUUUGGUACAUAAAAUGUAAUUCAACCAGAAAAACAAGUGCUUUAGCUAGUACCCAUCCACAUACUAUUUAUUUGUUUUUUUUAAAUGUCCUCAAGUGUUUAUUUGAAAUACAGUAAUUUGCUCUA